Purpureocillium takamizusanense is the source of this 1534-nucleotide messenger RNA. RefSeq lists its product as uncharacterized. Gene Ontology annotation, molecular function: DNA-binding transcription activator activity, RNA polymerase II-specific; RNA polymerase II transcription regulatory region sequence-specific DNA binding. The record is from RefSeq and is a predicted model, not a curated record. The transcript has 2 exons. Gene Ontology annotation, biological process: regulation of transcription by RNA polymerase II. The coding region runs from base 429 to 1265 and encodes 278 amino acids. Gene Ontology annotation, cellular component: nucleus. Lineage: Eukaryota; Fungi; Ascomycota; Sordariomycetes; Hypocreales; Ophiocordycipitaceae.
CCUCGGCUUGCCCAUUCGGCUCUGCCUGCGUGCGUGGCCUGACAAAACUGCCACUCAUGACCCUCCCCCACCCGCUGCCCCGGCCCCAAGCCUGCCUCUCGACACUUCCGCCACCAGUCGUGAACCUUCACUUCCACCUGUCAACCACCCAUCGAUCUCCACGACAGCGUUGAACGCCCACUUCAUCGUUUUCGACGACGACGCAUCACCGCGAGUGAGAUACAAUCGGCAGCGACGAAAUCCGUCUCUUCCGAACCUCGUUUUUCGACCGUGAGGCGACUUUUUCGGUGGCGCACGCACAAGUUCACCCCGCGCUCGCAUUUGCUGGCAAUUCAUAGCCACGACGGCAUCGCCGAACCGAACGCCUGCUCGGUCUAUGGGCACAGGUUACUAGCUCUGAUUCCCCAUAAACGACAAAUCACAUCAUAAUGUCGACUUACAACGGACGACACGGCCCCAACGUGUCGCAAUACCUGCGGGACCUCAACACCAUUAGCCCCCAGGACACCACGGCCGCCGACGAGGGCUUCAACAUGGAGGACGACCUCUCCCUCUUUACCAACACCCAGUUCUUCGACUUCGACUCUGGCCAGAACCUGGAUUAUCAAGCCCAGCCUGUCAAGGUCGACGUCAAGAAUGCCGGCCGCCACAGUUCGAAUGCGUCCGAUGAGGCGACCACGGCCGCGCCCUCGGUCAUUGGCGACAUGCCCAACCUGGACUUUAUGUCUGGCGACUUCAACUUCAGCGAGUUCAACAACGCAUAUGCGUCCCCGUCCAUGAACACGUUCCCUGAUGGUGCCUCAUCUUUCCCGCCGCUGCAGCCCAACCACGCGCCAGUCCAGUCCCACCCGUCGCAAGCCCAGUUCCGGCAAGAAGCCGCCCGGCCCGGCGAGAAGCGCAAGGCCGAGGCUAUGGCGGCCCCAACCCCGCAGCUCAACUUUGAGGAGUCGUCGCGCGUCGCCGCUGAGGAAGACAAGCGGAGGCGGAACACAGCCGCCAGCGCCCGCUUCCGGAUCAAGAAGAAGCAGCGAGAGCAGGCUCUCGAGAAGUCGGCCAAGGAGAUGACGGACAAGAUCACCGCCUUGGAGGGCAAAGUGUCGCAGCUCGAGACGGAGAACAAGUGGCUCAAGAACCUCCUCGUCGAGAAGAACGAGGGCAGCGACGACAUCACGGCCCUGUGGAAGGAGUUUACGAAGCACGCGACGGAGAAGACCAAGGCCGCGUCAGCCGCGUCCGGGGCCGAGGGCGCCAAGGAGGAGCGGUGACGCAGGGCAAAGCCGGGUUGAGCCAGAGGUGUGAGAGCUUGAGCCUCUGGCGGCGUUGUGCGGUUCAGGCGUUGUUUGCUUCCGGGUGAAAAGGGUCGGCAGGCUGGCAGACGCGCUGUGGGACAACCGAGAACCGGUUGGCAGUCGAUGACGUGAAGGCUAUAUAUCACCACAUACAUGACGCGAAGGAGCGCAUAGAAAGCCUACGGGCUCGGAGUGGACGAGUUAUUGUUUGCACGAAAUACAUAACGUUUCAAUUGUUACUCGAU